UAUGGCGGACAAACUCAUAAAGGAGAUGGGUUUACCCAAAUCAAUGGCCAACGUUUUCGCAGCGCGUAACAUCACCACCGCCCAGGAAGCCCUAGCCCUAACCGAUUUCGAGCUAAUGCUGUUGCUGGACGUGGGAAUGGCGGAAGUCUCCUCCGCUCUAGCCCGCAUUAGCGAAAUCGCAUGCCCUCCCUAUCAAACUGCAUUGGCUUUAAUGGAGCAGCGAAUUCAAAAGGAGGGCCACGGGGGUCAUCUUCCGACGGGUCUUAAAGGUUUAGACGAGGCAUUAUGCGGCGGAAUACCGUUCGGUGUUUUGACAGAGCUCGUUGGUCCUGCUGGGAUCGGCAAAACUCAAUUUUGUAUGAAGCUCUCGUUAUUGGCUUCGUUGCCGACAGCUUACGGAGGUUUAAAUGGCCGUGUCAUCUACAUUGAUGUCGAAUCCAAGUUUAGUUCAAGAAGGAUGAUAGAAAUUGGAGUCCAGAGCUUCCCUGACAUUUUUAACAUGAAAGGAAUGGCACAGGAGAUGGCUGGUAGGAUCCUAGUUUUGCGGCCAACUUCGCUUUCUAAAUUUACUGAGAGUUUGCAACAAAUCCAGGUUGCACUUCGUCAGCAACAGGUGAAGUUGGUAGUAAUUGACAGCAUGACUGCUGUUAUUUCAGGGGAUUACGGACAAGGAGCCUCAAGACAACACUUACUUGGUUGGCAUGUUUCUUUUAUCAAAUCACUCGCUGAAUUUUCACGAAUCCCUAUUGUAGUUACAAAUCAAGUGCGAUCUCAAACCCGUGAUGAAGGUUGCCAAUAUUCUUUUCAAGUGCGGAGCACGGAGGAUCCUGUAGGAUAUGAUUCUCAUCUUGUUGCUGCUUUGGGGAUUAAUUGGGCUCAUUCAGUGACAAUUCGUCUCGUGCUUGAAGCUAAAUCAGGUCAGAGGUUCAUCAAGUUGGCAAAGUCUCCAAUGUCACCACCUUUGGCUUUCCCUUUUAACAUAACGGCAGCUGGAAUUUCGUUGCUAGAUGAUUAUGGAAGAGAACUCAAGGGGGCAGAGAUAAACAAAAUUCACUCCCAUGGCCACAGUGACGUCAUUAAUUUUGACGGGAAAGGUUGCAGCGAUCAAUGGGGGAAGCCAACAUAGCUCAAGUUGCAAGCAUUUUAUAAGAACUUCCUUUUGUUGGGCGUGUGGCUUUAAUUAAGCCCAUGAAGUUUGUCUUUUGUUUGGGCCCAAGGCCUAUAUCUCUGUUUGACUCAUAUUCGUUGUCGGCUAGAU
Messenger RNA from Morus notabilis, 1258 nucleotides. Its product is annotated as DNA repair protein RAD51 homolog 2. The transcript is spliced from 12 exons. Gene Ontology annotation, biological process: double-strand break repair via homologous recombination. Bases 2 to 1126 code for a protein of 374 amino acids. NCBI's taxonomy places the organism in Eukaryota, Viridiplantae, Streptophyta, Magnoliopsida, Rosales, Moraceae. Gene Ontology annotation, molecular function: ATP hydrolysis activity; double-stranded DNA binding; four-way junction DNA binding. The record is from RefSeq and is a predicted model, not a curated record. Gene Ontology annotation, cellular component: replication fork; Rad51B-Rad51C-Rad51D-XRCC2 complex.